AUGUCUCCUAUUCGUUAUGAAUUAGUUUAUGCAACAACUAGUAGAGCAACUUCAUUAAUUGAUUAUAAUAUUUAUACUGAUAUGCACCAACAACAUGAAUUUAAAAAACAAUUCAUUCUUACUGAUAAACUUCUUACAGAUAAUGAAAAAGCUGUAGCAAUUAAAAGAAUAACUGAAACUUAUGACCGAAAUAAAGUUCUUAGUAAUACGGGAUCAAAAAGAAUUUGUGAAACUUGUAAGCAAGAAUGUUUAGCGACAUUAUAUUGUGAAUAUUGUAUUCGAAAUUAUUUAAAAGAUAAUUUUUUAAAUUGGACUUCUGGAAAUGAUGAUAUUGAUAAUUUAAUACUAAAAUGUCAAAUGGAAUGUCUUGGGCCAGGCUAUGUAAUUGAAUGGAUUCCAUAUAAUAACUUCAAAAAUAUUAAAUAUCUAACAAAAGGCGGAUUCUCUGAAAUUUAUACUGCAGAUUGGAUUAAUGGAAACUAUGAAGAAUGGGAUUCUGAAAAACAACAAUUAAGAAGAUCUGGAACUAUAAAAAUAGUACUAAAAAAAUUAGAAAAUGUUGAAAGUGCAAAUCAAAGUUGGUUUGAAGAGGCUGAAUCACAUUUAACUAUGAGCGCUAAACUCCCAUAUAUUACCCGAUGUUGUGGUUUAACACAAGAUAUAUCGGAUGGAAAUUAUAUGCUUGUAAUAAUGAAAAUGGAUAUGGAUUUAAGAAAAUAUUUACAACAAAAUUAUAAUCAACUUACAUGGAAAGGAAAAUUUAGAAUUGUUUAUGAAAUAAUUGAAGCACUUUAUUGGAUUCAUAAAGAGAAUGCAAUUCAUAGAGAUUUGCAUUCUGGAAAUAUAUUAUUUUCACAAUUUAAUGAUGGUUGGUAUAUUAGUGAUCUUGGAUUUUGUGGACCUGCUGAUAAAUCAUCAAAAAGUAUAUAUGGAAAUCUUCCCUAUAUAGCACCAGAAGUUAUUAAUGGAAAAGGAUAUACUUUCGCAUCUGAUAUUUAUAGUAUUGCAAUACUUAUGUGGGAAAUUUCAUCUGGUCAACUACCAUUUAUUAAUUAUAAACAUGAUGAUUAUGAUCUUGCAAUGGAUAUAAUUAAUGGUAUGAGACCAGAAAUUGUGUCAGAAAUUCCUUUAGAGUAUAAAAAUUUAAUGGAACAAUGUUGGGAUGCUGAUCCAUCAAAAAGGCCUGAUAUUGAUAUACUUAUUGAGAAAAUAAGAGAAAUUCAUUUAUUAUAUCAAAAUAAGCCAAAUGAAUUGUUUCAAUUAAAAGCAAAAAAUAAUUCUGAAACAAAAACCAAUUCAAAUUAUACAAGUAGUAGCAGAGUGUUUACAAGUAAAAUUCAUCAAUUUGACAAUCUACCUGAACCAAAGAAUGCAACAGAAGGAGAACAAGAAGGAUUUCACAGUAAAACAUAUGACUUUAAUAUUCCUGAUAAUAUUGAUGAUUUUAACAAUUCAAGUAAUCAAAAGACGUCAAAAAUCAAUAAUUAUUUUAAAGCUAGUAGUAAAAGGUUAUCUAAAGUAUUUAAGAAAUUACAAAUAAAUUCAAAGAAUGACAUUCAAAAUGAUAAUAAAAAGGAAACUAUACAACAACAAAUAAAAGGACCAAUUAAUGAUGAAGAAGUAUAUGAUAGUCCAAAUCUCCAUUCAGAAGAACAAGAUGAAUUAGAAAUUCCUGAUGAAAUACCAUCUGAUAAACUAAAUUAA
Rhizophagus irregularis DAOM 181602=DAOM 197198 is the source of this 1704-nucleotide messenger RNA. NCBI's taxonomy places the organism in Eukaryota, Fungi, Glomeromycota, Glomeromycetes, Glomerales, Glomeraceae. The record is from RefSeq and is a predicted model, not a curated record.